Molecule: messenger RNA, 1107 nt
Organism: Theobroma umbraticum
Lineage: Eukaryota; Viridiplantae; Streptophyta; Magnoliopsida; Malvales; Malvaceae
Product: golgin family A protein
Source: RefSeq, a predicted model, not a curated record
AUUUUCUCUCCAGACCAGCAGAAGUACGUGCAAGAAUUGGAGCGGAAGGCUUCCUCUCUCACCCGUCUGAUCCAAGAUCUACGCCUCAGGCUACCUCCUCCUGACAUCUCCCAACGCCUCCCUCAUCUCCACGCCCACUCCCUCGCUUCUAAUGCCGCCCUCGCUCUCCAACUCAACGCUCACUCCGCGACUCGUGAGCAGGCCCAAACGAGGGAGGAGACACUGCAACAAGAAAACGCGGCAUAUGAAAAGGCUAUAUCAAAUUGUGAGAAUAAAAUGCAAGAGAAAGUGCAGGAAGUAGAUACACUUCGUUCAAAGUUAAAGGAGAUGGACGACAUUGAGAAAAGUCUAAAAGCUGAACUGGCAAAUGCACAGGCUGCAUUGGGUGUUAGUCAUUCUGGAAAGUCUGCUGACUCUGUGGUUGAAUCUACAGUGAGUGCUGAAAAUGAAGCCAGCAUAGAAGCUUCAAAAUCUGCGAUGCUAGACAAGUUAGAGAAGAAGAAAAAAGAAUUGAGCUCAAUUGAAGAGACAGUUCAAGAUUUAGAGAAUAAAUGGGAAAAUAUUCAGAACAAAGCAUUGAAACAGCCUUCUCUAGCACAAAGAGAGAAGGCGUUGGACAAACAACUACACAGCCUAAUUGAGCAACUAGCUGCAAAACAGGCACAAGCAGAAGGUCUUGUCAGUGAAAUUCAUUUGAAAGAGAAGGAACUAGAGAGGUUGAAUGGCUUGUGGACAAAGCUGGAAAUUAGUAAUGCAGAGGUCAAUACUGCUAGGAAUCGAUUUGGAAGAGGUGGUUCUGAUAAGGGAUCUUCCUCCGAUUUUUCUGUUGAUGCUCAUCACAAGCUUCCUUAUUACAGUGGUGGCCGGAGUGAGAAUCAGCAGAGACACAUGCUUCUCAGGUCGGCUUUUGUGAUCUACAUUUUAGCUUUGCACGUCCUGGUCUUCAUCAAGAUUUCAUUUUGAAGAACAUCUGAGGAUGUCCUUUGCAUACCGAAAAAUAUGUAUUCUUUCCACUGUAAUAUAAAUGUUACUGAAUUGUACCCUACAAUUUGUGUACAUAACACAGUGUUCUGCAUUGCAUCUUUUCCAAGUUUAUAGUUACUCCCA